Vitrella brassicaformis is the source of this 2820-nucleotide messenger RNA. The record is from the annotation of a GenBank genome assembly. Lineage: Eukaryota; Vitrellaceae.
CACCAUUGUCAUCCUCCCGCCCCUUCGCAGCCAUCGCAGAGUCUGACGCAAAGGCAUCCACACAGACACUAUCGCCGUCGUUCGUUCCGGUCUGCCCCGCUCAAUUGUCUGUGUCAGUCGUUUGCCACUGACGAGCAUCAACAGUCGCAGGUGUUGAUGCUCUCAAGUAACACACAACUGACCGACAACUGGGGAGGACAGCACAGCCAGGUUCACCUCACCUCACCUCACUUCACCUCACUGUCUGUCUGUCUGGUGUGCACGCAACGGCGCACAGCAAUAUAUGGGAUACCUAUAUGGCCAGCCCACACACAACACAAAAAAGACAAAACCCGACAAUCAAGAUGGGCCCCAUCCAUCCAUUCGUUCCAUCCAUCCACCCACCCAGCCAUGCAAUGCGUUGGUGUGCAUCCAUCGGCUGGCAAAAAAGACCAAACCACACUCACAUAUGGCAUGGAUGGGUGGUGGGAACACCCAGUGGUCAAAAACGGUGAUGUAUAUUAUAUGUACACAACAUCCACACACGCCAAAUGCACUCACUGCCACGUGUUGUCGUGUGUUGCUGUUCGGGGGCACGUGCACAGCGGCCGACACCAUAGACGUCACGAAACGCCACACACAGCAGCGGGUGCUUCGAAGCGUCACCGGCGGGCCUUUUACAAGACGCCACCCCAACACGCAAUCACGGUCACAAUCGCGGACUUUCUCACCGAGACACACAUAAACAGCCAUACACAAACGUGGUCCAUUGUCUCUGAGACCCACCCUCACAAAUGCAGUCAUUGUUUGGCGGGGCGGGGGGGACACACACACACACACACACACACAUUCACCCACACGCGUGCACAAGAGAGCACGUGUCACUGUUGCCAUCGUUGCAACACGUGACGGGUCGAUCACUCAGCCAGUUAGCAUCCCCCGCGUCGCGGCACCAAAUCUAUCGCUCUUGAGACAGUUCCAUCCCCUCCGACGGGCCUGCGCCCGGGUGCCCUGCACACACACACACACACAGGGGUUACUUACAUCCGUCGGGCUGCAUGGCCGGCGUGUGUGUCUGUCUUGUCUGUCUGUCCCCACCAUCCAGUCGAUGUAGCAUCCCUCGAGGUAUCUGUGGCCGCUGAAGUCCGUGCGGGCAUGCAGCACUCGGUAGUUGUCCAUUAUCACCACCUCACCUAAACACACAACCACAACACAACACAACACAAGCCAGCCCAACACACACGCAUGCACGGACCAACACACGGACACGUGUGGAAUACUUGGGUACCUUCUUGCAAGGGCAUGACCACCUGGUUGGCGGGGUCGUUGACGAUCUCUCGGAAGAGCCCCAGCGCCUCAUACAUGGCCGACAGCUCACUCGCCGGCCGACGCCAGCCCAACGAGAAACGUGAAAAGUCGGCAAAACACACCUGCAGACAGACAGACACACACAGACACAGUCGAAUGGAAUGCCCUGAUGCGGAAGGAGUGGCUGCCGGCGCACCGCACCUGUGUGACGUCGCCUUGUUCGUUAAGGCGGAAGACCGGGUGCUCAGCGAGGCAGUCCCAGUCGUCGAUGCACACGCGGUAGGGCACAGGCACGCGACACAACAACCUGACAGACAGACAGCCACGACACUCCAGAUGCACCUAUGCACCUUUCCCCUGCCCUCUAUUCACUCACUGACUCAAAUGCGUCAGGAUGCUCGCGCCGGAGCUUCUCCGCAGCGAAGAGGCCGUCAGAGAAGACCGAGUGGCCGCCUCUCUCUGCCGGCGUGACGCAGUGCAGCAUGAUCAGCCCCGGAGGGGUCUCGAAGUAGCACGUGUCGGUGUGCGGCUUGAUGGCAUCGCUGGAACCGUACGCCACAUUGUUGCCCUUCCUGCGUAUAGGGCCACCACAAGGAGAGAAGAGAAGUCAUGCCGCCUAGAGCUCUCGGUUCUCUCUCUCUCUCACCCACGCACCCACCCACCGUGUGUUUUGUAUGUCGAAGAUCGACCCCCACGGCGACUGAAUGACAUACCCCGAAAGGUCUGUCGAGAGGCUCGCCACCACACCCUUGGCCGUCCCGGCUGCACGCAGCUUCGCCAGCCCAUGCCUCUCCAGCUCACAAUACACGGCGAACAACCCCAUGUCAUACGCGGCCGUAUCGCUGUCACGCGCCGCCAUCAGUGAGGGGUAGUCGUGCCACUGGAGGGCGUCGAUUGGGCCGCUCCACGGCGCCUUGGUGAUGUGCAGGCCGGCCCGUGGGUCCCACGACGUUGCUGACGUGGGGAGGGGCUGCUUGUGGGUGUGGGCAGAGGGUGAGAGGGGGUGGAGGAAGGGCACCUGGCCGAUGUGGCCGUCUGAGAAGUGCACGUCCAGCCACCCGCUAUGCUCCUUCGAGUGGUUCAGCGACGUCACACUCACAUCUGCACACACACACACACCCCACCCAUCACAGACCAACCAAGAACCCGCAUGGCCUUCAUCCUCCUUUGCCCGUGUGUACCAGAGAAGCGCAGAGGCCGUCGCUGAUCUGCUGUCUUGAUAUAGCAUUGCGGGCACCGGCAGUUCUCCCUAAGCUGCUCAUGUGUGAAGGUGCUGACCGUCGGCCCCAUGGAGGGGUGGCUGGGAAGAGUCAGAUGGACGCCCAACUUGUCGAUGUGGUACUGCAGGGGCGAGGAGGGAGAUGCCGAUGUCGCCUCGCCGCGGGAGUGGGGAUGCUUGAAUGCUGCACACGCCGAUCGGAGAGUGCUGUACAGCGAAGACGCGAGGCGACGCAUGCCAAUGCUUGUUGCAAAUGGCAGAUCUGACCCCCUGAUAUGCAGAUCACUCCUCCCUCUUCCUCCUUCUCCUCUCCC